AAUUUUCUUUUUUUGGACAUUUUCAACCCAUGCAAAAGGCAAAAAAAGAAAUUAAAUUUGCAACGAAGUUUGGCUCCCAACUCCCGUGUCAAUAUAUCAUCAUUUUCCCGCUAAACAAACAGCAAACAACGAUAAAUUCACAACUUCUUUUCACUCUCUUUCUAACAAACAUUUUCCAUUCUUCAUUUUUCAUUCACAUUUCCUUUUUAAUUGUACUAUAAUCAUCAUAUAUUUUGCAUUUCUGUUACAAAUUCACACAACAAUUUAUUAGUGUUCAACAAUUACUAUAAAGUUUCUUGAAAUCAAUUUACAUAAAAAUGGGGAGGUUAUUUUUGAUCACAUCACAAGACGACUAUUACACUUGCAAAUAUUGCGGUACCCCCCUGGGACUACCAGCUGAUAUCAUUUCUAAGUCAUUACAUUGCAGACAUGGCACGGCUUAUCUUUUUAAAAAUAUUGUGAAUAUCACCGUUGAGGAGAAUGUGCCUCCGGUGGUGAUAAUAGGAACGGGAGUAUUGGGUGGAAUGCAGAAGGUGGAAGAAAUAUUUUGUGUCCGCUGUGGCUCAGAUGUCGGGUGGAAAUAUGAGGAUGCGGAUGAGCUGAGUCAGAGGUACAAGCAAGCGAAAUUCAUGCUAGGCAGAAAACAGCUGCUCAACCCUUGGGAACACGCAUUUAUGAUGAGUGUCAGAGAGGACGCAGCUGCAGAGAACACAGAUGAUGCUUAAUUUGGUUCAACAGAAGCCAAAGAAUUUGUGUACAUUCUUUAAAACAUAUGGCAUAUUAUAGUGAUCUUGUCAAUUGAUGGUUGUCUGAAAUCUCUUCUGCUUUCAUAGUACUUAAUAUCAAUAGGGUGUAAUAGAAUAUGUAAUAUACGAAAUUAGGAAACUAAGAUUACAUAGCCAUAUACAUAGUAUACGAAAUUACAGAUUCUAUCAGGGUGGAUAAUGCCAAAAUCAGUUGGCUGCUAUGCAUUUUUUGUUAAAUAGUGUUGUUAAUCUUUGCUA
Beta vulgaris subsp. vulgaris (sugar beet) is the source of this 1004-nucleotide messenger RNA. RefSeq names its product protein yippee-like At3g08990. Gene Ontology annotation, cellular component: ubiquitin ligase complex. Bases 318 to 725 code for a protein of 135 amino acids. The transcript is spliced from 5 exons. Lineage: Eukaryota; Viridiplantae; Streptophyta; Magnoliopsida; Caryophyllales; Amaranthaceae. The record is from RefSeq and is a predicted model, not a curated record.